UGUCUUCCAGGCGUCCCUCCUCCGCUUCCCUCCGCGUCGCCGUCGCCUCCCUCAGCGCCCUUGGAGACGACGAGUGAGGCUCGGGAUGGAGGAGGGCCUCCGCCCGUGCCCACCCCGUGUCCUUCCACCAGUGCCAAGUGGGAGCCAAGAUGAAAUUCCUCUCGGUCGCCAAAAACGGAAAAAGGCUAAGGGAAAAAAUUCAUUAGAGCAUCGCAAUUGCCUCCAACUAGACAAUGGCAUCGUUCAUGCAGCUGUCCGCCGUACAUCUGAAAGCAGUGAGCCUCUGACACCUGAACUACAAGAUGGUCCCCCUCAGAGGAAACGUAAGAAAAAAAGAGCACCUCUAGAAUCAGAGACAUCUUUCACUGAACAGAAUGGAAAUGGCAUGGAUCCUUCACCAACAGAAGAAACUGUGACUCGUAAACAACGGAAAAGAGUGAAGAAAACACGGCCAGCAGAAAGUUCCAAUGAACUUGGUGUGGAAGAAGAAGAUAUAAUUGAAGAUGAGCAAAUGAAAGUCUCAGAGCAGCAUCCUGUGUUUUCUGUGCCAACUGGUGUUAGCCAACCUAUUAGCAAGGUGUUUGUUGAAAAAAAUAGGCGUUUUCAAGCUGCUGAUCGCAAAGACUUGAUUAAGACCACAGAAAACAUUGACGUAUUUAUGGAUAUGAAAGCUUCAUGGACCACAAAGGACGUGGCACUCUCUGUUCAUCGUGGUUUUAGGGUGAUUGGACUCUUCACUCAUGGCUUCCUUGCUGGCUAUGCUGUCUGGAACAUCAUAGUGAUUUAUGUUCUGGCAGGAAGCCAGCUGUCAACUGUUUCAAACUUGUUGCAGCAGUACAAGAAUUUGGCAUAUCCUGCUCAGUGUCUCUUCUAUCUCCUGCUUACGAUUAGCACUGUCUCAGCUUUUGACAGGAUUGAUUUGGCUAAAGCAUCUGUAGCAGUACGUGGCUUUCUUACUUUGGACCCAGCAGCAAUUGCAUCUUUCAUGUACUUCGCUGCUCUUGUAUUGUCUCUGAGCCAGCAAAUGACAAGUGACAGAAUCAACCUUUACACACCACCUUCAGAGAAUGGUAGCCUUUGGACCUCAGGUGCAGAGGAACAAAUUCUCCAGCCUUGGAUUGUGGUUAAUCUAGUGAUAGCUCUUCUUGUUGGAAUCUCCUGGCUCUUCUUAUCCUACCAUCCCCAGUUAGAUCACAGUGAAGAACUGAUGUUUAAUGCUGAAGUGGAAGAAUAUCCACCACGAGAAAAAGAAGCCCAAGUGUCUUCAUAGUGUGGCGAAGUUCCUUAAAUACCAUGUAGUCAUGAUGGCUUAGAAUUACUUGUUUUACUUGUAUUUAUAACUUUUGUAUUGAAAUGUAUUUUUAUAUUAUUUGUUUAUACAGUAUUGUUUGAAUAUUCUAUUAGCUAUCUUUAAAUGCCUAUAGUUAUGGUAACACAGUGUAAAAAUUUAUUUUAUUUUUACUAAUCUGAAAUUGCUCUCUAAAUGUGUAGUUCAAAUGCAGUGUCCAGUGUACUGAAGAAAGGGAAAAAAAUGAACCGGAAAGUCAGAAUAAUAGGAGAGCAUCCUUAAAUCAUCUGUAUUUUUAUAUCCAUGUGUUAUACAUGUGGAUGAAUAUUUAUAUUCAAAAUAUCACAGGAAUUUUAUUAUUGAUUUGUCCUCAAGGAAUUAAAUCAGGUUUAAAAAUACCACACUAAACAAUUAGAGUUACAAUGCUUCUGUUGAAAUAUUUAUAAAAUAUUUCUGUGAAUUUGUGCUUUUUGGCCAUGGCUUACCAAAGCUAUUGCCAUUUAUAAACUCACACAGUUCAUCUUUUCUUAAUUUUUAAACUCAUUGGAACAGGAAUAUAAAUCUGUCUUUCCGCCUAUAACUUGGAAAUAUAGACUUCAGUGGCAUGUAUAAUUAUUUAAUAUAGUUUCAUAUGCUGGUUAAAGCUCGUAUUUCUUUGUCUAUUGGACUUUUUUCCUCUGAGGUGGUGUACUUGCACAAGGUAUUUCAUAAAAACCAAGAACUGGUUAUAACUGGCAUUACAAAAGUAGUUAGAAACUUGGGUAAAAUUAAAGUGUGUGCGAAAUUCUUAAACCUCCUUUAUAGUACCAUUGAAAUUGUCAAUAAUUUGAUACUCAUAUUGAUUGCUUACUAGAGCUCUUUCUCUCUUAAACUGUGUAAGUUAAACUUUACAGCCAAUUAAAAACAUUAUUUUGUUUAA
Molecule: messenger RNA, 2207 nt
Organism: Sceloporus undulatus (fence lizard)
Lineage: Eukaryota; Metazoa; Chordata; Lepidosauria; Squamata; Phrynosomatidae
Gene: TMEM237
Product: transmembrane protein 237
Exons: 14
Coding region: 86-1270 (394 amino acids)
Biological process (GO): cilium assembly
Cellular component (GO): ciliary transition zone
Source: RefSeq, a predicted model, not a curated record